CUGAACCUGUGCGAUGAAAACUCAUCCAAGCAGCUAAGUUACAACAAAAUAUGAAUUCAGGAUAGCUUCAAAUUCAACUUACCUUCUAUAAAACCACACCCGCAUGUUACAGGUUAUAUACAUGAUGGGGGAUCAACAAGCUCAUGGACAGGAUGGAUCCUUGGCAUCGGCCAUCGAAGAGACUGGGUUGAAGGCAUUUCAACCUUCAGGCGAUGAAGCAUCUCGUUUAGAAGGUCAGCGAGAAUUCAGCGCUCUACUAUCGAGGACCAAGACGAUAGCACUCAUGUCUGCCCUGACCAAAUUGACUCAACCUGACCGUGUCCCUCCAUGGCUUCGGAUUCAUCUAAUGGACGUCCUCACCUUACUUCCCCAAAGACCAGAUGGAGUGAGAGCUGCGUUAGAGUUCGUAUUUUCUGUUCAUCCAACGAGUACGGUGAGGGUGACCGAGGCUGCGACGCCUCAGAAGCGAGGGGCCAACAUCACCAUGGAAGCUCUUAAGCUGGCUUCCAACCUAUUGUCUGCGCCUCCCGCUACGGUCGCUCCAGAUCAAUGGUACGCUGGAAUCGCACCACAACUUCUAUCUCUCCUUGACGGAAAAGAGGGACCAGACCUCGUGAAAGCCGCCGCCUACGUCAUCGGCUUUGGUGUGCUGGGGAGAAAACAACUUGGUGCUCCUGGAACAUCCGGGUGGAAAGCAUUCGCUGAACCCUUGCUCACUAAGAUAAAUCCUGGUUUAUCGCGAGAAUCCAAGAAUGAGACUCUUGUAUUUAGCGCUGGUCCGGAUGAGGUUAUCGAUCUACGAAAAGACAUUGUCCUGGUUGAAGCCGAUGAGUUGCAUAUUGCUCUAAGGCGUUUGUCAUCUCUAUUAGACUCGCAUCCGAAUCCAGGUUUAACGAAGAGGCUUCUUGCGCCUUUGACGUCAUCUUUGUGGACGUUAGCGACCUGGGCGCCUGCACCCAAGGAAUUUGACGAUCGAUACCGCCAUCCAGCCGACACUCUUCUACGAAUCUAUUUAAAACUCGCGGGUUCCCCGGAGAAAUUUCAAGCUAUCCUCGGUAAUCUCCUUACAAAUGGAAGCGAAGAUGCAUCCAAACCCCGAUGGGUUUAUGAUCUGGUGGGCGACUCCAACCUGCAGGUGAAACGGCCACGAGAUGCAAAUACCGUAGGUCUAGUAUCAAAUCUAGGUCUCCUAGAGCCUAAAUCAGAUGCAUUUGUAGAACUUUUGCAAUCCGUUGGAACUGAUUCGGAUAUCUCGACGUUGUUUCUCAACCUUCUCCGUAGCUCACUCGGAUCUACGGAGACUACUCUGGAUAUUAAAAUACUCGCCGAAGAUGAAUCAACAAAAGACCCUACAGCACAGCUCAUCGAGGCGAAGGUACUCCAGAAAAUGAUGGAAAGGGAAACGAUGUCUGAGAAGUUAGUUACGGGCUGGAAACAGUCACUUGAACUUGUGAGCCAAUUUCUGGAUCGGUCGCAGGCCUCAUCGACGGCAACAAACGACGACACUACAGCUUUGGCCCUAAGUCUAUUGAAUCUUGUAGUUACUGCACCAGGUUUCCAAAAGUCGAAUGUCCCCGCCGACAUUCUCGAAUCUAUCGAGGAUUCCCUUGAAAGGAUUAGCAGAUCUCAAGACGCCGACGUCUCACACACGGCCCGCAACCUUUCACUCCUCCUCAAGUAUCGGGACGCCUUAGACGACUCCUCUGAACAAAUAAUGGCGCCAACAGACCGACAAAUAGAAGAUCGCAAGACCUACAACUUGGCCAUAUCAUAUAUCACACAAGCAGAUUCACCUCCACCAGUGCGCACUGAGGGUCUAAAUCUCCUAUCCGGGUUACUACGGGCUAAUAGUCCCAUCCUCGACAUCCAGGCUACACUAGUCCUCCUUUCAUCCCUCCUAAACGAAGAUGACGAUUACAUCAACCUAACAGUCGUCCGGCUCUUCGCCCAACUAGCCAACAAACAUCCGCGCUCAACCCUAAAAGAAAUCCUAGACCACUACGUCGACGCCAACGAGCUCGAACAAACCGACACCCGUCUCCGGUUCGGCGAAGCCCUGCUCCAAGUAAUCCAACGCCUAGGCGAGACCUUCUCCGGCGAGCCCGCCAACCAAGCCGCCGAAGCCCUCCUAUCCAUCGCCGGCCGCCGCGCCCACCGUCCCAAAACAAAAGCCAAACAAGAACGCGCGGAUCGCCUCCAACAAAUGCGUAAUAAAGCCGCCCGCGACGCCUGGCAAGGCGAAGUCCCAUCCCUCGCGGACCUCGACUCCGACGAGGAAAACGAAGACGAAGAGCAAAAAGCCCGCAACGAAAUCAUAUCCCAAAUCGUGUCUGGCUGGGACAGCAAGCGCGGCGCCGAAGACAUCCGGAUGCGCGCCUCCGCCCUGUCCAUCUUCUCCGUCUGCAUCGAGACCAAUAUCUCCGGGCUUUCUCCCCCCCUCAUCGAAGGCGCCGUCGACUUAUGUCUUGCCGCACUUACCCUCGAAACAGGUCCUGAAACAGGGAUCCUCCGCCGCGCGGCUAUUAUUCUUAUCCACCACGUCAUAAAAGCGCUUGCGGAGGCGCGGGAGGGCGGGAGGAGGCUUGGGUUUGCGCUUGCGGAGGCGAGUCGCGAGCAGGUUGCGCAGACGCUAGGGUAUGUGGCGCAGAUGGAUGGGGAUGGCUUGGUUAGACAGCAUGCGAGGGAUGUGGUGGAGGGGUUGAGGAAUUGGAGGCUGGGGGCGCUGGUUCCGGCUGUUUCUGAGAUGAGGGGCGGUGGUGAUGGGUUUACGCGGUUGGUAGGAUUGGAUGUUGCGAAGCCGGGGUUGCCGGCUUUGGAGAUGGGGGUUAGGCCGAAGAUUGAGGAGAUUGAGUAGGCUGCUGCUGUUCUUACGUGAUGAGAUGCUUGAUUAAUAAAAUCAUCGAG
This is a messenger RNA of Annulohypoxylon maeteangense, 2904 nucleotides long. RefSeq lists its product as uncharacterized. The record is from RefSeq and is a predicted model, not a curated record. The coding region runs from base 104 to 2854 and encodes 916 amino acids. Lineage: Eukaryota; Fungi; Ascomycota; Sordariomycetes; Xylariales; Hypoxylaceae. Gene Ontology annotation, biological process: protein secretion. The transcript is spliced from 3 exons.